Messenger RNA from Aspergillus sclerotioniger CBS 115572, 1628 nucleotides. Its product is annotated as cytochrome P450. The record is from RefSeq and is a predicted model, not a curated record. Bases 1 to 1548 code for a protein of 515 amino acids. NCBI's taxonomy places the organism in Eukaryota, Fungi, Ascomycota, Eurotiomycetes, Eurotiales, Aspergillaceae. Gene Ontology annotation, molecular function: heme binding; oxidoreductase activity, acting on paired donors, with incorporation or reduction of molecular oxygen; monooxygenase activity. The transcript has a single exon.
AUGUAUGUCACAACACUCAUCUUCCUACUCUCCUUCCUCCUUGUCUACUACUUCAUCAUCCCCGUUAUCAACUAUAUCUGCGACCCCAAAGGUCUCCGCAAGUACCCCAACCUAUCCAUCUGGUCAGGCAUAUCCGAUCUGCCCCUCGUCUACGAGUCGCACAAAGGAACUCGCUACAAGCGGCUUCUAGAGGCCCACAAAAAACACCCCGUCGUGCGGAUCGGACCCAAUUCACUCUCCUACGCAGACCCAGAUGCCAUCAAAGACAUCUACGGCCAUGGCACCACCUGCACAAAAGACAUCUUCUACUCCACCCUGGCGGGGUCUCAUUUCCACCUUGCCGACGUGGUCGAUAAGAAGGAGCAUGCACGCAAACGCAAGGUUCUCUCCAGUGCCUAUGCACUCAAGAACCUGGAGACCUGGGAAUACAAAGUAGCCGACAUGACCCACCGCAUCAUCAAGGCAUUCGACCGACAAUGUACGGAUCCGCUGCCUAAAGGCCAUAUUCCUCCUGAAAAGGAUCUCACGAUAGAUUACCGCCUAUGGAGCAACCUGUUCACCAUAGCCGCCAUUGCGAAUAUCGGUCUGAGUGAGGAUAUCAAGUUCCUCGAGCGGGGAAACGAUCUCAUCACCUCGGAAGCAAUGGAUGGGACGAUCAAGAAGGUGUGGUUUCGGGACUGUCUGUUUGCUACGGGAUCAGCCACCGCUACCUUUGUGUGGUGCUAUGAUUGGUACAAAGCCCUAGUGCGAGCGAGCAAGGUGCUGUCUCCGACGUACCACAGGAAGUGGAAACUAAACAAGGACUGGGAUGGAAUUGUCUACAACCGAGCUACGACACGGUGGAAACGGUAUCAGGAUGGAGAGAAGCUCGAUGACUUCUUUUCUGCCCUCAUGGCGGAUAAGUCAAACAACCCACAUAAUCUGGAAUGGGGCGAGAUUGUCGCAGAAGUGAGUAUCAUGAUGAACGCCGGGUCUGAUACGACUGGGAUUGCCUUGAGCAAUGUUAUGCUUCUGCUUUUGACGAACCCGCAAUGUCUUGCGAAGCUCAGAGAAGAGAUUGAUGCUGUGCUGGAUGAUGAUGAGAUUGUUGCACCUUAUGAUAAGGUCAGGCAUCUUCCGUAUCUUCGGGCCUGUUUGGAUGAGAGUCUCCGGCUAUACCCACCGGUGUCGUUUGCUCUUCCACGACGCACGCCCCCUGAGGGUACUACUAUUUUGUCUGAUCAUGUUGCUGGAAAUACCUCGGUGGGUAUCUCGGCAUAUGUGGUCCAUCGCAAUGAGUCCAUCUUUCCGGAUCCAGAGUCCUUCCGUCCGGAGCGAUGGCUCGGUGAGCAGGGGAAGGAGCUGCAGCCGUAUUUCGUGCCUUUCAGCACGGGAGCUAGAGGCUGUAUUGGGAGGAAUAUCAGUUAUCUCGAGCAGACCAUUCUUAUGGCUUCGUUGGUGCAUCGGUUCGAAUUUGCCCUACCGUUUCCGGAUUGGGAACCGAAGAGGUACGAGACGACGAACCUAAGCUCCGGAGCGAUGCCGUUGAAGAUCUGGCGGAGGGUUUAGUUUGCCUUCAACUCCGUGCAUGCAUGAGUUGAUAAAUCUCUCACAUACUCCUCGACCUCAUGAUGACCAAAGAAAUCAAG